AUGGAACAGAGAGUGGAACAUGGGGACAAUAUGAGAAGUAGAUUCUUGAAAAUGAAGGAUAUAUUUAUGGCGCUGUUUGUUCGUCUGCUUCUCUUCAUCCACUCGGUGUUGGCGUACUGGCGCGUGGAGUCCACUGGGCGGUAUGGACAGAGUUGGUGGUUCCUCCUGCUCCUGGUGCUGCAGCUUCUGGAGGCUGGUUACACGGUCAUCAGAAGAAAAGGAGUGGAAAACGAGUGGUUUUGUGUUUGCUAUUUGUGUUAUCUAGCAAGCAUUGUACCGGCCAUUAUAAUGUUGGAGAUAGAUAGACUAAUACGUCUCGACCAGGGAAACAAGUCGCAACCAGGGUCACUUUCAACCAUUCCAGAGUUAAAUGUUCAUCUUACUCUGAAUUCACAAAUCUGGGUCUCCAUCCUCGAGCAACUGAUGCUGUUUCUGAUGGUCCUGGGAAGACUCCUGCUGCCAAGGGGCAAACUGUCGCGCGACCAGCUCUCUCAGCUCUUGUUCGUCUACAUCGGCAUGGCUUCUGACGUCACGGACCUCUUCCAGCUGUUCAACGAACGUAACGUGAGGAAGGACAAACCGCUGACGUACAGCAUCUUCGCUGUCUGGACAGUCAGCCUCUUACUCUUCACUGUUGUCCUCACGGCAUCCAUGAGCCCCAAAAAGAGCAGAGUGGCGCCCAGCAGGAACUGCGGGGAAGGUGGCGAAACCAGCAGAUGCGCCGUCCUGCGUAUGUUUUUCGAAACUGAGAUCUGGAGUAUUGUGCUGACGUUCCUGUUUCAGGACGGUCCGUUCCUGUGCGUGCGUCUGGUGGCGAUAAUUAAACACCGUCUCCUCAACUACACCGUCAUCUUCUUCGCCAGCAAAAACGUGUUCGUCACCUUGCUGUUGAUGUACAGGUUAUACGUCUUGUGUUUCGCAGAGCGGCCGGAGCCCAAACAGGAGGAUGAACAAGCGCCUGACAGAAGCUGCUCUGAAACCGGUUCCAGUACCUAGCCAUUGUAACCAGAGCAUCUCAGAACGCGGCGCUAGAUUCGACAAGUCAUAACAGAACAUCUCUAAACCCAUCGCUAGCUCUUACACUCUGGU
Gigantopelta aegis is the source of this 1089-nucleotide messenger RNA. RefSeq names its product transmembrane protein 26-like. NCBI's taxonomy places the organism in Eukaryota, Metazoa, Mollusca, Gastropoda, Neomphalida, Peltospiridae. The transcript is spliced from 3 exons. The coding region runs from base 1 to 996 and encodes 331 amino acids. The record is from RefSeq and is a predicted model, not a curated record.